Aspergillus terreus NIH2624 is the source of this 1407-nucleotide messenger RNA. Its product is annotated as phosphoserine phosphatase SerB. The transcript is spliced from 3 exons. The coding region runs from base 1 to 1407 and encodes 468 amino acids. Gene Ontology annotation, biological process: L-serine biosynthetic process; dephosphorylation. Gene Ontology annotation, molecular function: magnesium ion binding; L-phosphoserine phosphatase activity. Lineage: Eukaryota; Fungi; Ascomycota; Eurotiomycetes; Eurotiales; Aspergillaceae. The record is from RefSeq and is a predicted model, not a curated record. Gene Ontology annotation, cellular component: cytoplasm.
AUGGCUUCCAAUAAUCCCCCGACGACCACCCGUCCCCAACGGCCGGUGCUGCAGCAGACCCUGCGCAGUAAUUCCUUCAUUCAGGACCACCAGCAAUACAAGCCCUCCAUUCCCGUCAAUCAGACCAUCGCCAAUGUUCUGGGAACUGGCAACUCCAUCGACUCUGGGUUGAGCUCGCUCUCUCUCAAUAACCCCAUUAGUCCCGAUCCCGAGAAAGUCACCGACAGCGGCAUCAUCCACAGCAUCUUCAACCACCACACCAAUCCCCUGCCUGGGGGCACUGCGCAAAUCGUCGCGACCAUCUACUACAAGUCCGCCAACCCUAUCCAUCCGCAUCUCCAUCCCGAUUCGUCCGCAAAUGCGGCACGCCCCGGCGACCGACUCCCCUCCCCCAUGGUCCCCCCGGGGUCGGCCCCCACCGUGGAUAUCGAGAAGAUCCCCCGCGAACCCCCGGCGCCAGAACCCGAACCCCUCGACCACCUCUACGGACCCUUCGUGUCGCAGCUCUGCUUGACCAAUUUCCUCCAGAUCAUCGAAUCCCUGCCGACCCCCUACCAGCGCAUGAACACCUCCCACCGCUGUCUCGACCAGCAUGAGAACCCCCGCGUCGUCGAAGUCACUUUCUCCCCGCCUCCCAACCCCGACUAUCUGACCUUUGGCGAUCUGCGCAAGCACGAGAGCAUCUGGCGCUUCGAGCGCGAGUGGAAUGUCGAGGUGGUCCUGCAAAAGGAGAGCGUGUUCCGUCGCCACAAGCGGCUGGUCGUCUUCGACAUGGACAGCACCCUGGUGGACAACGAGUCGAUCGACGAGAUUGCCAAAUUCAUCGGCGUCGAGAAACAGGUGUCGGAAAUCACGGAGCGUGCCAUGAAUGGUGAACUCGACUUCUCCGCCUCGCUGAAAGAGCGUGUCAGCCUGCUCAAGGGCGUCCCCGCAGACGUCUUUGACAAGCUCAAGUCCGUUUUGAAGAUCGUGCCCGGUGCGCGCGAACUCUGCAAGGCGCUCAAACAGUUGGGCUGCAAGAUGGCCGUUCUGAGCGGCGGAUUCCAGCCGCUGGCCGAAUGGCUGGCCGGCGAACUGGGUAUCGACUAUGCCCAUGCUAACCACACCCUCACGGGCCGUCUCGUUCCCACGUACCCGAUCAUCAACGCGGAGCAGAAGCGCGCGCUGCUCAAGUCCAUCGCUGCGGAGCAUGACAUCCCCCUGUCGCAGACCGUGGCCGUCGGCGACGGCGCGAAUGACCUGCCCAUGCUGCACGCCGCCGGACUCGGUGUCGCCUGGCGUGCCAAGAGCAUGGUCCAGCUUGAGGCACCUACCCGUCUGAAUGGCGAGAGCCUGGUCGACAUCCUGUACCUCUUUGGUCUGACGCAUGAGGACGUCCAGGAAUUGAUCGCCGAUGAGAUCGCAUGA